AGUGUAGAAAGUGCAAACAAAGUAAAUGGACUUAAAUUUUCCGUAUUGAUAUAAGUGUUUAUACAAGCAAGAAAAUAUCUGACAGCUUUUUUUUAAGGCAUAAUAUAUUAUGUACAGUAUUCGGUAUAAAUUACUUAGUGAAUAGUGCAAAUCGUAAUAAAAAGAGACUUAUCGUACAUCUGCAGAAAUGGAGAUAGAUGAAUGUUCAGCUGGUGAAGAUAGCGGAGCAGAGGAAGAGGAAGAUGAAGCUUCGACGCAUGAUUCUAGAACUGAUAGUAGCAGUAGUAGUAUGAGCGGCAGUAGUUCAACGACAGACAGUGAGGAUGAUAGUGCGGAUCAUGCUACGAGCAGUAGUGAAAGUCAUAAUUCUGCAGAGGAAGACGAAGAUGAGAAUGAAAAUACAGAGUAUAUGAUAAAUAUAGAGCCCUCUCACGCUUUGAGAUGGGAAACUUGCGUUGCUGCCAAUACUAAAGUAAAAUUACCACAGGAUUUUUGUGAAUAUUAUAUUUUUAAGGAAAUGCUAGAUUAUCCACGUUUUUGGAAUGAAUAUCUUACUGAAAGUCAAAGAGAAACAUUAUAUAAUCUUUUACCUACUUUCCCGAAAGAUUGCAAUGUAGAGGCACAAAUGGAAAAAUCAUUACAAAUGCUAUUUAAUAGAGAAAAUAACAGAUUUGGCAUAGCAGCACUGGAUGCGUUUCACAAUCAUCUUUCUGCUGGUCACUAUCGCCCUGAUAUCAAAAGAAUACGCAGUUUAGUUUGCAGAGCGCAGGAAAGAAGGUUACUAUUUGAGGAACAGAAACGUUCGUACGAAUUAGCAAAGCAACUGCUCAAGUCGCGGGAAAGUCUACUGUCAAGUGCAUAUAAACAAGGUUUCAGUCAACCCUCGAAUCGGACGAUGUCUAAAUUUCACUGGCGCAAACCAAAGCCAGUGAUGGUUGAAGAGAAGACUCAGCUGCGCUAUAUGGAGGAGCUGAACGCAGUUCGAGCGGAGCUUGGGACCGACACAAGACUGUCCGCCGACACGACGUCCGAGAAUGAGGAAAAUUAUCCGUAUUAUCAGACGUCCGGGGCUAAGCAGAAGAGAAAACGGCGGUCCACCAUGAACUUUCAAGGCUUGUUGGUUAAAGGCCUACAGCUCAACCACGAGGACGAGACGAUUCGACCUGUAUUUUCCACUCUGCAGCGAAUGGAAUAUGCCCCGAGCAGAUCGCUGUUCGUACGCGAACAGACGGAAGAGACUUAUCGCGCCAUGUUAAUUGCGCAUAAAAAACGACGAAUGCGUCGCGAUAUUCAUCCGGAAUUGAACACUCAAGGAAUCGCGCUUGCCGAUCUUACACAAAGAUCGCAAAUUGGUCAAAAGCACAAGUUUUCGGUUGGUAAUUUCAUGAAAGUUACAUCUGCCAAGAAGAAAAUCAAAUUAGAACAAAAUUCGUUGUGUCCACCUACAUUAAAGUUCCCGAAUUCCAAUUCUGUGAAACUUGAAAGUGACAAUAGUGAUUAUUCUCACACAACAGAUGAUAAUAGACAGCUUAAUGUCGUGGAAAUGGAUUACAAUAGAAUGUCAACACCUAUAAAAUCAGAACCACUUGAUACAUAUGAUACACAUCAAAUGAUUAAAAAGAAAAUAAGUCCAGUGUUUCCAAAAAAUAACAAAUCGGUAAUAAUUAAUAGUCAACCGCUAGAAAUAAAGAAGGAAGUUGAAGAUAUGGAAUACGACGAAGUGAAAACGGAAUUAAAUUCGGUGGUGAAUGAAGACAUACUAGCUGAAACUGAAGAGGAGGAAGAAAGUGAAUCAAAGAAAGAGCUUGAUUUAGAUAGUAUUGAUAUGAUACAGUUACCUAUUCAAUUGGAUGAUGGAAUUGAUAUACUCAAUGAUGUCAAGUGCGAAAACGAGAGCGUCAUUUCGAUACCGGAAAAGGAAGUGAUUGUACCACCGAGUGAAAAUACCAUAGAUAAUAAUGGAGCGGAAUUAAUGCAAGAAACACAUGCAUGUUUCUUCUCCCUAUUGCGAGAUGCCUUCAUGUCUAAGGGUGAAUAUCGCAUGAGUGCAGCAGAGAUGAAGGAGGCAGUGACGCAGUGGCAAAACAAUCCUAUUUCACCCUUGAAUGACUGGUAUUCUAUGGUACCUUCAUGGCCUGUAUUAGUACCACUAGCUCUAGGAUUUCUUGCUGGCGAAUUGACAUAUUCUCAAGAAUUGGAUCAACGACAAGAACGAGACCAAGAGCUUGUACCCUAUCUGGAAAAUAAAGGUCGAGGUGUAUAUGCAUGGAUUGGUGCAGGACGAGACUCUGAUACUCGAUUGCAAGAUUUGUGUUCAAAAUUUCUCAUGUAUAAGGAUGUAUUGAUACCACCGAACACUUCGACUACUACUGCUGUAACAAUUACAAAACCACAGCAGACUCAGCUUAGCUCAGCUUUAAGCAAUAGCGCGAAUAAUAACGCGAGCACAAGUGGAAGCUCGCAGAGCGGUAGAAGCGGAAGUCCCGCAUUGGAAUCUACCAGCAUAGAUGCCGGAGCCACUGGAACCGACUCGGAGCCACCUCGGCCAUUAUUUCCUACAGAGUGGAAAGUUCGUCCGUCCACGCCGGAGGAACGCGAGGAAUUUCGAAGACAAGAACGUAUGCGUUAUGCCGCACCUCAUAAGGCGUUUACUUAUCGUAUGCACGGCUAUGCGUCCGUAGUCGGGCCAGUGAAAGGAAUUUAUCAGCAUAACAUAGCUUCAGGACAAUCUAAAGCGCGAGAACAUACAUUGCUGGUGCAGGAUCGUCCAAACUACGUAACGAUUUUAGCAUUAGUUAGGGAUGCUACCGCUCGACUUCCUAAUGGUGAAGGAACUCGAGCUGAUAUUUGUCAGUUACUAAAGGAUUCACAGUACCUCAAAGUACAAGACAAUGAUGAAAAAGAAGGAUAUCUUCAUUCUGUGGUGUCAGGAGCCCUCGAUAGACUGCAUUAUGAAACAGAUCCUUGCGUCAGAUAUUAUCCUCGUCGAAAAGAGUGGCUUUAUCUUCAUCGAGGGCGGUCCGAAUCUGAAUUUGAAAUGGUUCAUCAGCAAUUGCAAGGGAUUGCAAAAAAUAAAAAAAGCGUUGGUAGCACCGCACGAAACAAAGCAUUACAACCAAUUCUGAAAUCAUCAAAUGUAAACAAGGAACAAAGUCCAAACACUAAGGAAGUUGUCAAAAAAGAAAGGCGGACAGCGGCUAUACCCGCGCAAUCUAUCGUAUCUAAGAAAGAACAGCGUAAAACUGAAAAUAAGGCUGCUAGUGAACAUUCCAGCUCCACUGAACCUUCCAUCAAUACCAACGUAGAAGUGGCAGUCAGCGCAAUAACGACACCAGCCAUUUCUACCACCGAAACUACCGUUUCGGGAGAGGCGUCACUUGUCACCCUGCCUUCGUCUACGACAACAACAACAAGUAGUAUAACGAAUGCGGAUCGCGAUUACGUCGCGAUGGAAGCGAAACCGCAACUCGCUCCGAUAACUAUGAUGAAAAAGGCGUCCGCUAUUGGAGGGAAACCGGUUGCUAUAGUCAAAACGAACGCCACGCAAAGUCUCCUGCAGUCGAAUCAACACAAUUUUCCGCAUCACCAAAUCCAGGUGUCUACAUCCGCCGGUCUGCAAACCAUUCGUCUGGCCGGGCAUUCCGUAUUGCAAUCUGCGCAACAACCCAUCUCAGCCAGUAGUAGUCCUAGUGUAACGAACGGGACUACGAAUCUGACGACAAUAUUACCCUGUACAAAAAUGCAAAGUCAGCAACAACAGCCGACUGUAGUCACGAAUCAAGCAGGGAAGAGUAUUUUACAAAGUACUAACAUGAAGCAGCAACAACAACAACAACAGCAGCAGCAGCAAUCGCAGCAACAACAAUCGCACGUAUUACCAGGCAAAACUCUCUUAGCAUCACAGAUUAAAUUAGUCAGUUCGAGUCAAAUUAAAUCAUUACUUACGGGUCAUAGUCUGCAGGGUCAAACUAUAUUUAUCAAACAGUCUUCAUCGUCAAACAAUCAAUCGCAGCAACAAUUACAACAGCAACAGCAACAACAGCUAAAGCAACAACAGCAGCAGCAACUUCAACAACAGCGAGCUGUAGCUAGUCAACAGCAGCCUAUGCAGCAAACUCCGGGAAUGCAACGUAUAAUCGCACAAAUUGGAGGAAAACCAAUUGCCGUACAAAUACAGCAAUCGCCCCAUCAACAACAGCAGCAGCAGCAAAAGAUACUGGCGAAAGUUUUAACAAACAGCAGCGGAGGACAGAUUAUCUCCGUCGAAAGUCUGCUCACUCAGAAAGGAUUGAAAUUAGCUACUACUGGUCAUGCGAAUCAACUUAAUAGGCAGAACAAACAAGUUAUUCAAGCUCAAUACCAAGUGGUAUCACAAGCGCAAGCAUCUUCUAGUCAAUCAAAAAUAAUAACAGUCAGUACUCAGCAUCAGCAACAACAGCCACAGCAGACUCAGACUCUUCGAAUGGUCACUCAACUCGCGGGAAAACCCAUCGUAUUAGCCAGCGGAAACAAGAACGUCGGUGUCGCGGUAAGCACCAGCGGUGGGAACGUAGUGUUAGGGAAGCAAUCGACUUCUCAGCAGCCGCAACAGCAGCAGCAGCAACAACAGCAACAAGCACAACAGCCGAUUAUAUUGCCCAGUCAGUUGCUUAAUAUCAAGACGCUGCACGGGCUGAAAGUAAUUCCUACUCCGAGCGGGCUAAAAGCCACGAGCGGUGCCGUGUACGCGCGAGUCAUCGCUCCUACGACGAUAGCAUCCACGCAAGCCAUGCAACCGAAUCAGCAACAGACGACUCUUCAAACGCAAUCGCCGAGGAAUACUUCGUACAACACACCUUGAUAGGAUUGAUAUUCGUGUAUGUUCAUGCUUAAUAUAACUAGUGUUUUUUUUAACGUUAUGCAGUUAUAUAAUAUAUUUUAAAUUGAGAAUACUUUAAGGAUCCUUGAUCCUCGCCGACCAUGCCGGAAUCGUGACAGAAGUGAGAAAAUACACGUGCAACAUUUUUGCGUGCUCCAUUUUUAGAUAUUUCAAUAACACAUUACAAAAUUCUUUGGCACACUUGUAAAAUUGUCAAAAAAUUAAGCUUUUCCCUUUAUAAUCAAUCAACAGCUGUAAAAUUACUGUAAUAUGAGAUGAAAAGGAAAAGGAAAGUGUUUUUGGACAAUUUUAAGUAUGCCAAAGAAUUUUAUAGUUUCAUUGAAAUAUCUAUUUAUCUAAAAAUGGCAUGCAAAAAUUUUCGACGUGUAUUUUCUUCAUAGAUAUAUCACAUAUAAUACAUGUAAUAGAUAUUACAUGUAAUUAACAUUAACAUUACAUGUAAUUAUGUACAUAUAUUACAUGUAAAUAUAUCUAUGAUUUUCUCGCUUCUAACGUCACAAUUCAACAUGGUCGCGGCGAGGAUCAAGGAACCUUAAGACUUCUGGGUCCUCACCAUGUUAGAUUAUGAUGUUAGAGAAAACACGUUGAAAAUUCUUAGACGUCAUUUUUUAAUUCUUUGACGUUUUAAUUCUUAGACGUCACAUUUCUAUAAAACACUAUUUCAGCUUUAAGUAGCUGUAAUGUGGCAAAAAGAACUGGACGGACUAGGCCUCAUAUAGUAAUUUUGCAGCUGUUGAUUGGUUAUAAAGGGAAAAGGAUAAUUUUCGAGUUAAUUUAAGUGUUAAAGUCAUUAAGAAUUUUUAGCGUACGUUUUCUCGCCUCUGAUGUCACAAUUCCUACAUGGUCGGCGAGGAGCCAGAAGCUCAUUAUAUACAUAUAUUUCAGUAAAUAUACUAUUGCACGAUCACAUUGCACUUUAGUUUCAUAAUUAUACUAAUAUAAUGUCUAUAAGAUUGAACAUAAAAAAAUAUAUAAUAAAGAUAUAUAUCAAUAUAAAUAUGUCUAGAGAGUGAUCUUAUGACGUUAGAAGCAACAAAAUUCAUGAAAACAAUUUAACAGAAUUUUCAGAUUCAUUAAACUCGUAAAAAUAUUACGUUUCUUUUAUAUUUAUCUUAUCUAUGUUUAUAAUGGAAAUAU
Nylanderia fulva is the source of this 6016-nucleotide messenger RNA. It is a transcript of the gene NFRKB, whose product is annotated as nuclear factor related to kappaB binding protein. Lineage: Eukaryota; Metazoa; Arthropoda; Insecta; Hymenoptera; Formicidae. Gene Ontology annotation, cellular component: Ino80 complex. Gene Ontology annotation, molecular function: protease binding. The record is from RefSeq and is a predicted model, not a curated record.